CUUAAGUUUAACAAGGAUAGGAAAAGGGGCGUAUCAUCACUCACUAUUCGACCAAUCAGCAAUCGACUGACCAAGAUUCGCCUUCGGACAGCCCGCAUUGGUUCGAUGUUACUGAAGUGGCAACUUUAUAAUCUUCUAUUUUUUUUUCGAAUGAAACCGUCGUUCAUUCAUUCUCAUGUUUGUCAUUAUAUUCUCUGACAGGAUUCGAGUUUACAUGCCUUUAUUAUGCCACUGAUGACCUAACGACAACGCAGUGAUUCUUGUUCCUAUGGGUCGAAUGGCAACCCCAACGCUGUGUUUUCUUGACCUUUUCACGAAAUCGCCACUGUGAGGGUCUCAAGUCGGCGGCGUCGACGUGCUUGCUAACAGCUUUUGCUAUUGCUCAAAAGUACAUGGUAUAUUUUCAGGCAAACCGGAACAGUUCAUAUCGUGACUAUUCAUCUAUCUGGGAUGAAUUCGUGACGCUGUCAUCAUCAGCCCAGUUGGAGAGAGCAACAUUGCUCGCUCUCCAGAAGUGCGUUGAACUAGGGACAUCGCCGAACACGUAAUCACAAAAAAGAAAUCGAACGCGACCGAAAUCACUUAUUAUCACGAUCAGGCUCCCUCCUGAACAGUCAAACUCCACAACAAUUAUAAAAUAAACCCUAAAUGGAUAUACAUAUUUUCUUGACGGUUGUUCUUCCCGUUAUUUUGUUAUUUACAUGGUACUACCUGAGCUCGAAGUUGCACCAAGGAAUGCCACCUGGACCAGUCGGCCUCCCUAUUGUCGGCUAUCUACCGUUCCUCGGUCUGAAACCUUACAAAACGUUUGCAAAACUUGUGAAGAAAUAUGGUCCUAUUUACAGUGUGAAGAUGGGUUCUCGGAAAGUAGUAGUGCUAAACGGAUGUCAGGUCAUAAGAGAGGCUUUCGUCAAAAAAGGCCGGCAAUUUGCCGGUCGCCCCCAUUGGAUGCUUAGUAAAUUAAACGGUGGUCGAGGUAUUGCAAACCACCAGCCCACAACCCAUUGGCGAGAAAUCCGGAAGUUCUCAUCUAACAUCCUGCGCACAUUUGGUGACCGUCACUCGAAGAUGGAAGCUAAAAUCAACCAGGAGGUGUCAUACUUCAUGCAAGACUUGCACAAGGCCAGCUCACAACCAGCUGAUCUUCGCCAUGCUGUUCAGAAAAUGGUCAGCAACGUCAUUUGUUCAAUAUGCUUUGGAGAACGAUUCCAGUAUGGAGAUCAGCAGUUCAAAAACCUUAUACAUCAUGUAGACGUGUUCUUUCAGAAUAUAGAUAGCAAAAGUGCAACGAACUUUUUACCCUUUCUCUGGUACUUGCCAAUGAAGGCAAACACUGCCGUGGACGACACUUAUAAGCUUAUUAUGCAGUUCGUUGAGGAGAGAAUCGAAUCACACCUUAAAACUUACGAUCCAGAAGAACCUAGAGACUUUAUAGAUUUAUUUAUUAAGGCAAACGCAGAGAGCCAACCAAGGGAGAACGGUGGUGUUGAAGAAGUCCAGGCAUUGUACAACCUUAACGAUCUGAAGUACAUUGUAAUCGAUCUGUUCUUCGGUGGUACAGAGACUGUGAUUGCAGCAAUUAUGUGGAGUUUAGUUUAUAUGCUGGUAUUCCCUGACGUCCAGAGGAAAGUCCAAGAUGAACUGGAUAAUGUGGUUGGCAGGGACAAGAGCGUUACCCUAAGUGAUAAAAAGGAUCUACCGUACACACAAGCAGUAAUUAAGGAGAUCCUGCGCAUGUGCAAUGUUAUACCAAUGGUUAUACCACAUGAGACCACGGAAGAUAUUAGUCUUUGUGGAUACAAUCUGCCUAAAGGAACGACCAUUUUCGGGAAUUUAUACUCUGUUCACAUGGACGAAGAUGAGUGGUCUGAACCACAUGAAUUCAGACCCGAGAGAUUCUUGGAACUGGAUGGCAAGGGAUCGGUAAUCAAUGAUGCUUUUAUGCCAUACUCUGCUGGCCGUCGUAAUUGCUUGGGAGAACAUUUGGCUAAGAUGGAAAUAUUUCUAUUUUUCACAUCAAUAUUACAGCAAUUUAAUUUAGAGGCGGAUAAAACAGUUCCAAGCCUGGACGGCAGGCAUGGAAUUACACACAUGCCGCACCAGUUCAAGCUUACAGCGACUGCAAGAUGAAAACACAUUUCUAAUCUUAAGAUAUUUUCACGAUCGAUUAUAUUGUCUGCACUUGUCAGUGGUGGAAUAUACUGUAAAUGCAGAGUGCAGUUGAAUCCAGUCCCAGGGUCCUGGGUUCAAUUCCUGUCAGUGUUGUAGGAUUUUUUUCUCACAACCAAAACAAUUCCACUCCCUAAACCUCAUUGAGAUUUAGUUUGUGUAAUGCAUCGUGUGUGUUUGUUUGUCUUGUGUAAGGGAUUAUCACCUACAAGUAAGAUAGCGAUAUUGACAAUCCUUGGUGCAUGUGUUGUGCGCCUAAAAUGAAUAAUAAUAAUAUUAUAAAUAACAAUAACAUUUGUUGCGGAAGACCAAUGCAAACUCUCUUGGACAUCAACAUAGCUACUACCAGUCUGCGGCCAUUAAUGGUUAAAUGAGGAUCAUCAGCGAACUUUGCAUAGGAACUACCUUCCUGCAGAAACUGCCACUGAACUACAACAAUUAACAGUCAACAGAGUUCCAACAACUUUCACCAAAUCACCAAAAAAUUAGAUUAUAUUUAUAGUAUAUGCGCAAGCUCUAGAUGUACACGCAGUCUUGAUAAACAUGAUGCAUAUUUCGCUUGUUGUGGGCUAUAACUGACUGUCAGCAACGAUUGCAUUGCUUGUCGAUAAUGUAUUAGCAUAUAUUCAAAUAAACACCCUAAGGCGUUUAUUGUUGAGAAAGGUUUUCGAGUGUAAACUUAAUCAGGAGGAAUUUUUUGGUGCAAAAAAGGGUACAUAUAUACCCGAAUAAACAUGUAAUUACCAUAAAAUGUGUUAUUGCAUUAAGACUUGAUCACAACCAGGUUAGAAAAAAUGUAACUCUACUGGAGUAGAAUAUAUUAAUAGAAUGUGUUCACAAUGAUGUUGCUUCCAUUAGAUUUUUUUACAGUUAUUUAGGGGAAGGGGGCCUGUUUAUUCUAGGAAAAAAUAAACGCCCCGGGGCGUUUAUUCAAAGUGAAGCAUUUAUUCAAAUAAAUAAGGUACUUAUCAUGACAUUAUAAAAAUUAAACUCUCUGAUUAAAUGAAGAAGCAUGAAAUAAUAUUCUUCAAUCUACAAUUAGUUCAUGUAAAAAAAAAAGGAAAUUUUUGUAAAAUAUCCUCAGCAAUUAAGGAGAUUUUGGUGGAGGAAACCUCUUCCAUAGGGAGUUUUGGAUUGCACGAUGACAGUAGGACCUAAAACGUCAUCACAUCACUAUGAAUUCAUUUGCACAUGAGAGAAUGUUAAGUUCUCGUUGUCGCUUGGAUACAAUUUUACCCGAUUUUAUGUUGUGCUGAGAACUUAGGAGGGCCACGCAUGAGUGAAUCCGUUCUAGCGUGAUGCCGUUGCACAAACUGAAAGUUCCCUAUUAAAGGAACUCAAUAUUUUAUUUUCACAUGCCCUAAUUUUGCACAAUUCAAUAAAUAAACGUAUUUCAUAUACAGUAUUAAAUGCAUUGUCUCCUGAUUAGAGUAGAAUUUAAUCAAAUAUAAACACAUAUUGACACUUGUCAUUAAAAUAAAAAAGGCAAGAUAUAUUUUAAAUAUCUAAAUAUUUACAUAACUACAGGAAUAAUAAUGUAUAAAAAUAGUAUUUAUCUAAUAAUACAAUGUUUAAAUGUUGCUGUUAAAAUUAUACUAUGUUAACAUGAACAAUGUAAUUAAAUAUUUGAAUUGUUUAUGUUAUAUACUAAAAUUAUAAAGAAAUAUUUUCCCUGUCAAAGUAACAAAUUUCAGAGGGUGGGAAGAAAAUUGUUUUCUCAUUUUCCCAAAUGGUCCUGCCAAAUACAUCUAAACAGAAAAUAUAAAUAAAAUAUCUAUUUGAUUAAUUUUCCAAUAAAAUUAAAUAUUUUAUUUGAUACAAUUUUUGCUUACUUUAGUAAAAAGUCUGUAAGACAAGAUUUUAUUUUAUAGCGAACCUGCCGACUGCCAAUAAUGGUGAUUUCAAAUAAAAAUACAAUUUUAUUUUUGGGCAGCUAGUGCCACAAAAAUGGAAAUUAUGUGUUAUUAUAAUGCCCUCCACUUCCAUGAAAUAUCCAAAAAAAAAAGAUAUAUAUAUUUCUUUCUUAACUAUACACAUUUAAAGCAUUUAUCAAUCUCAUUACUACACAUUAAUUUCAUUUUUAUUCUCUCUUGCUUUUGGCAAAAUCAUUUUGCUAAAUAAGAAAACAAAAUUAUAUUUCAUUUUUUUUCUGCCCUACUCUGACGAUCUUUAAAAAAACAAGUUUGUUAAACCAUACAGAAAAUAGUGUUCUAUUUUCUCUAUAGUGGAAAAAGGUAUUAUAAAAGUCUUGCCUAACUCCUAAAUUGACAUAAAUUUGAUUUCUGAGCGCCAGUGCAAACAGCACACAUAAAAAAUAUUGUUGGACUCUAGACUGACAUGCAUCACUAAUAUUUUAACAUUUCUGGAAUUAGUAUUCCAUAUAAAUAAAAAAAA
Anneissia japonica is the source of this 4563-nucleotide messenger RNA. Its product is annotated as cytochrome P450 2F5-like. Gene Ontology annotation, biological process: xenobiotic metabolic process. NCBI's taxonomy places the organism in Eukaryota, Metazoa, Echinodermata, Crinoidea, Comatulida, Comatulidae. Gene Ontology annotation, molecular function: heme binding; iron ion binding; oxidoreductase activity, acting on paired donors, with incorporation or reduction of molecular oxygen, reduced flavin or flavoprotein as one donor, and incorporation of one atom of oxygen. The transcript has 3 exons. Gene Ontology annotation, cellular component: cytoplasm; intracellular membrane-bounded organelle. The coding region runs from base 649 to 2130 and encodes 493 amino acids. The record is from RefSeq and is a predicted model, not a curated record.